Microplitis mediator is the source of this 1283-nucleotide messenger RNA. RefSeq names its product tRNA-uridine aminocarboxypropyltransferase 2 (gene Dtwd2). The record is from RefSeq and is a predicted model, not a curated record. The coding region runs from base 371 to 1135 and encodes 254 amino acids. The transcript is spliced from 5 exons. NCBI's taxonomy places the organism in Eukaryota, Metazoa, Arthropoda, Insecta, Hymenoptera, Braconidae.
UAAAAACUGCCAUUGGCUUAAGGGUCAGUGGCAAACUAUAUGUGUGUAAAAGGUGUGCUUUUAAUGAAUAGUGUAGGUGUAGAUCUAAUAGACCUAAAAAAAUAAUCGAUUUCCUAAUAGGAUUCGAUCGUAAUUCGUAACAAGGAAAAUUUUUAGUAAAAAUUACCAAAAAAGUAUGAUACUGUGAGAACAUGAGUUUGGGUUUGGGUAUUGAGCAAACAAAAUGAGAACCACUGACGUUUAAAUCAGUGAACUGCAGCGAACACGUGUGACGCAAGCAAAUUAAGUAAAUUUGAAAUUAUUUAAAAUAAUUAACACAAUAAAAUAAAUAUUGACACGUGCUAUUACAAAUAUUUCAUUUAAAAACAUAAUGACUGAAGAAAGUGAUGAUAUUUGGAAAGAAUUAGCCGAAAUACCAGCAGAUCCACCUGAAAUGCGUGAUCAAUGUUCACAAUGCAGAAGACCAAUUACUGUUUGUUGGUGUCCGGGAUUACCUAAAACUCGUUUGUGUCCUCAAUCACGACUAAUUAUUCUCCAACAUCCUGCAGAGGUUAAACGGUGUCUUCGCACUGCUCCAAUGCUUUCAUUGUCUUUAGAGCAAAAUAAAUGUCUUGUAUUUCGUGGUAAAAAAUUUUCAUCAAAACAUGAAGAUCUUAUGGAAAUUUUAAAAGACAAAGAUACAAUACUGCUUUAUCCAUCAGCUGAUGCUGUUGACAUAAACGAGCUUCCUAAAGUCGGUGUCAAUGGACAAAGACCUUAUAAUCUUGUUCUACUGGAUGGCACUUGGCCUCAAGCUAAAGCUAUUUAUCAUUCUACUCCAUAUUUAUCACAACUAAGAGCUUGUAAAUUGGUACAAAGUAUGGCAAGUAGUUAUGUUAUAAGGACACAACCAACUGAAGGAUGUUUAUCUACACUUGAAAGCGGUGCAUUUUCACUGGCUAUUCUAGAAAACCAACCGUGGUACAAAGAUGCAAUGCUUGGUCCACUGCAUUAUCUUUGCAAAUUUCAGUUGGAGAAUGGAGCAGUGACGCAUCAGAGUAAAGAGUUUUUAAUCAAACAAAAAACGUAUCCUAAAUUAGUGGGUAAACGACUAGCUAGACAAUUAAAAAUAAAUUCAAAUGAAUUGCAUAAUUAAAUACUUAGAUAAUUUAUUAAAAUAUAAAACUUAUAAAUUGAUAAUUACAAAAGUAUGUAAUUAAUUUAAUUUUUAUAAAAUUUUAUUAAUAUGUAUAAUAUAUUUUAUUAUAAUGUGUAUAUAAUAAAACAAUUUUUUUAUUUAAUUA